CGGGAAUUAAACUCGGAAGUUCGCUUCAGUAUCCGAACGCAAUCCGAAACUCGACCCCAAAGAAUCCAAAAACGACUUGGAUUCGGAGUUUGUUACCCUUUCUUAUCGUGACUGGCCUGGAGCACCGUCACAGAACCACUACGCUUUUUUUUUCGUCAACCUUUUUUAAACCCUUUUUUGAAUAAUUUUGUUUAUACUCUCUCUUUUCUCUCCAAUAAGCUCUUUCGACUCUUCGCUUUUCUCUUUUCCCCACCUCUUGCUUCUCCCUUCUCUCUCUCGGUCUCCUCAUGGUUCCAUUCAACCUAUUCGACGGUUUUCCCUCCCCAUCUCUCUGAGGGGAAACCCUAAUCGUUCCCCGAAUCGGCGAGUCUAUUUCUUCGGAGGCAUCAGGUGGGUGAAAGAAAGGCGGAUUUAUGUCCUUCAAUCAAUCCAAGGUGGAAAAGAGCGAGGGCCAGCAGCUGAGGAAGACCGAUCGUUCCGGCAGCUCCGGCCAGCAAAGAGGAUAUUCCGGCGGCAGCGGCGGGAAGGGCGGCGGCUCCGCCCCUCCUCCCCAACUCUCCUCUUCCUCUUCGUUUCCCUCCUCGUCGAACAACCCACACAUCUUGCCGAAUCGGAGUUUCAAGAACUCCGGAAAUGGACAAGGAGGGUCGUCUAGGGCGAAUUCAUCUAAUUUGAGGGCGAGUGAUGCUGUUGCCCCUGCAGCUCCCGUUGCUCUGCGGGGCGCGCAGAAUGGUGGCCAUGUCCAGCCACCCUUUCAUGGACCAUCUGAUGCACCAGCAUCAAGUGCUUCAAAACCUGUGGAUGUACCCAUCCCAAGAAACUCCCGAGCCCAUCCAAGGGCUCCAAUUUCUCAGUCUGCUGCAGGACCUUCCAAUUCCGCAACCCCUGUGGUUCCAGCCAAAGGUGAUGGAUCCAAGACAUUUACUCUUCAAUUUGGAUCUAUAAGUCCCGGUAUUGUGGAUGGAAUGCAGAUUCCUGCUCGGACUUCCUCAGCUCCACCUAAUCUGGAUGAGCAGAAGCAAGGCCAGGGCCGCCAUGGUUCAUUUAGGGGAGCAUCCAAAGUGCCUAUACCCACUGGACCACAGCAGCCACAACCUCCUAAGAAGGAUGCAGGUGGUAUUAGCCAAUCUAAUGCUGGAGGGUCUCUACCUCCUGCCCAGGUAAAACAGGAUAUGCACUCACAAAUUUCAGCUGCCCCUGCUGUACCACUACCCAAAUCUUCUGUUCUUCCUAUAGCUGGGAUAUCUAUGCCAAUGGCCUUUCAACAGCCCCAUGUUCCCCUGCAAUUUGGUGGCCCCAAUCCUCAGCUGCAGUCACAGGGUGUUGCAGCAAGUUCAUUGCAAAUGCCUAUGACAUUACCUGUUGGAAAUGUUGCCCAAGUACCACAACAAAUGUUUCUUCAUGGUCUCCAGCCUCAUCUUCUGCAGCCUCAACCGAUGAUGCACCAGGGACAAAGCUUGGGCUUUGCAUCUCAAAUGGGUCACCAACUGCCUCCUCAGUUAGGAAACCUUGGAAUCAGUAUUCCCACCCAACAGUUUGCGCAACAGCAGCCUGGAAAAUUUGGUGCUCCUCGCAAGAUCACUGUAAGGAUUACUCACCCAGAGACCCAUGAGGAGUUGAGACUUGGUAAAAGGACAGACUCAUAUACUGAUGGCGGUUUUACUGGGCAAAGGCCCCUGCCCAAUGUAGCCUCUCAAUCUCAACCUCUUCCGCCAUUUACUCCCUCCCAUUACGGUCCUCCAUUGCAACCAAAUGCCUAUAACCCAUCCCAGAUGCUCUUCCAUACCUCCACUUCUCUUCCUUUGACAAGCAGUCCAAUGCCUUCUGGUUUGCAGGCACCAAGAUAUAGCUAUUCAGUUGGCCAGAGUGGCCAAGCCAUUUCAAUCACGAAUCCAUCUGUCAUUAAGCCUGUGCCUGGUAGCAAAUAUGGGCCUCCUCUGCAUAGUCUUUCUGAAUCGCUGAAAGUGGAAGCUGUGCCAGUCUCUGCUUCAUCAGCUCCAGUUCAGGGGAUGGCAAAGUCAGUUGUUGGUUUGCAGGGAAAUAAAGCUGGAACUUCUUCAGUGACAGUUAGCAUGCCCAUAAGCAAUGCCGAAGCACCUAGGGUGUCAAAGCAUUUUGGAGAAGCCACGGCUUCUCAUCCACAAAGAGACAGGAAGAUCACUGUAGAAAGUUCUGUUCUGCAGUCCAAAUCAGCUUCUCAGUCAUUGCAGACCACACAGGCUACAACUUCAUCAGUUCCUGUUACUCCUCAUGGGGAUUUUGAACCUGAUGAGACAGGAACUGAUUGCGGAGGAAAAGAACCUGUCCAAAAAUUGGACUUAUUGAAGGAUAACCACAAAUUGCCUAAUAAAAGGGACCUCGGACAUUCACUACACUUGCAACAGAAAGAUGCUUCUGAAUCUGCAGAUGGAUUGUCCAGAAACUCUGAGAAAGUUCAGGAAUUUUCAGGGGCAGAUAUGUCGAUUGCUACCACUAGCUUGUCUUCACUUAGUUUGAGACAAAAAAGUUCAAGUGAAAUUAGAAAUUCUAAAGCUGUUGAAAGUCAAUUAGUCCCUACUGAGUCAGAAUCAUUUGGGGUUAAUUUGGUGAAGGAAAUAUCACAAGAUGUUUGUUUGAGAGCUGACAGUGGAAUUCUACUUGAAGAGAAAGGUUCUGCCGAGACAUCAACUUCUUUGGGUCUUGAGAUGGAUGAGACUGUACCUAAGAAGUCAUAUCCUACUUUUGGUCAGGACAAUUCUAUCUUGUUAGAUGUUGAACCAGGACAAGAAGCACAUGCAGAAAAGGAACAUGGGGAAACUGAAGUGUUUAGUGAUUCCUCACGAGAUACUGGUAAUGCUAAACCAUAUCGAAAAUCUGUUUUUACAGAAUGUGUUGAAGUUGGAAAACCAGUUGAGUUGGCUGAGCAAGAUGGGGCUGGAGGAGAUAAUUCAGAAAUUUUGACUGCCUGUGGAUCUUUUGAUGCUGAAAGGCAACAGUCCGGUUCCUCCAAUGGAGCAGUGGGGCAAAGCUUGGUGGUUGAGAAGACGACUGAGGAAUCAGACAUCUCUGCUAGGACAUGUUCGGACUUCACCAAAGCUGAAGCAGUUUCUUCUAGUCACCUUUCAUUUUCAAAUAUUGAAGAAGAAAAGCCUUCCUCUCCAGAUGCCAUCGCAAAUACAAGCAAAGAAAUAGACAGCCAGGAUGUUGGCUCGAGUAAUCCUGAUGUCUUGCAACCAGGGAUAGCUGUUUCAGCCCCUGUUACUUCUAAGGUGACAGAGAAACUGGAAGAAAAAGUUACAGAGCUGUCUAGUGAAGAUCCAGCUUCAGUUUUGUCAUAUGGGCCAAAGGACAAGCCUGUUUUAGAGCCUCCCAGGGUCAAGCCUUCUUCUGGAAAAAAGAAGAAGAGGAAGGAAAUUCUCUCAAAAGCUGAUGCUGCAGGAACUUCAGAUCUUUACAAUGCGUACAAGGGUCCUGAGGAAAAACAUGAAACUACCAGUAACACAGAAAGUGUGGAUAGUCCUGUAGUAGUGGAUGCUAACCAACAUGUGACUGCAGAUACCAAUAAUGACGUUGUUGCUGGUGAGGGAGAUGGCCGGAGCAAAGUUGAAGUGGAUGAUUGGGAAGAUGCAGCUGAUAUCUCAACUCCAAAGUUGAGAAUACCUGAGAAUGGACAGCAAGCCAGUCGAGCAAAGACAUAUAAGGAUGAUGACAGAAAUGAGACCGUGAACAGAAAGUAUUCCAGGGAUUUUCUGUUAACAUUUUCAGAGCAAUGUACUGAUCUUCCUGAAAGGUUUGAGAUUAAACCUGAUAUAGCUGAUGCUUUUAUAAGUGCAUCGGUUGCUGUUUCCCGUGUUGUUGACCGCGAAACCUUUCUAAGCCCCGGAAGGAUUACAGAGAGAUCUCCAGGAAUUUCCCGGGUGGAGCGCUAUAUGGUCGGCAUUGUGGAUGAUAAAUGGACGAAGGCAUCCAGUUCCUUUGCUUCUGUACGUGACCUUCGGCCGGAGGUUGGACAUGGAGGAGCUGUUAUGAACUUUCGGCCAGGACAAGGAGUCAGUCAUGGGGUUUUAAGACAUCCACGUGGGCAAUCAUCUGGUCAGUUUGCUGGAGGCAUUCUUUCUGGGCCAAUGCAAGCAAUGGCAUCUCAGGGAGGGAUACCACGUAAUGGUGCUGAUGCAGACAGGUGGCAGCGCUCUCCUGGCACUCAGAGAGGGUUAAUACCUUCUCCUCAAACUCCUGCACCAGUAAUGCACAAAACUCAGAAUAGAUAUUUAGUCGGUAAAGUGACUGAUGAGGAAGAGACAAAGCAAAGACGAUUAAAAGCCAUACUGAAUAAGUUGACGCCUCAGAAUUUUGAGAAGUUAUUUCAGCAAGUCAAAGAAGUUAAUAUUGAUAAUACUGUUACUCUUUCUGGUGUAAUCUCGCAGAUUUUUGACAAAGCUUUGACGGAGCCAACUUUCUGUGAGAUGUAUGCUGAUUUCUGCUACCAUCUUGCUAGUGAAUUACCUGAUUUCACUGAUGACAAGGAGAAGAUUACUUUUAAAAGGUUGCUUCUGAAUAAGUGCCAAGAGGAAUUUGAAAGAGGGGAGAGAGAAGAAGCUGAAGCUAAUGAAGCUGAAGUGGAAGGUGAGGCUAAACAAUCUGAAGAGGAAAGGGAGGAGAAAAGGAUCAAGGCACGGAGGCGUAUGCUGGGAAAUAUUCGAUUAAUUGGUGAAUUGUACAAGAAAAGAAUGCUGACGGAGAAAAUUAUGCAUGGAUGCAUCAAGAAGUUGCUCGGGCAGUAUCAGAAUCCUGAUGAGGAAGAUAUUGAAGCCUUAUGCAAGUUGAUGAGUACAAUUGGCAAGAUGAUAGAUCAUCCCAGGGCCAAGGAACAUAUGGAUGCAUAUUUUGACAUGAUGGCAAAACUAUCAACACAUCAGAAGCUAUCAUCUCGGGUUAGGUUCCUGUUAAGGGAUGCAAUUGAUCUGAGAAAGAACAAAUGGCAACAAAGAAGGAAAGUUGAAGGCCCGAAGAAAAUUGAAGAGGUGCACAGAGAAGCAGCUCAAGAACGACAAGCUCAAGCAAGUAGAUCCACCCGUGGUUCUGGCAUUAGUGUUGCCUCAAGAAGAGGACCAUCCAUGGACUAUGGUACACGGGGAUCCACUAUAGUACCUUCUCCAAGCUCCCAGAUUGGUAAUAUAAACAAUUUGCCACCUCAGGUCCGUGGGUAUGGAUCUCAAGAUGUUCGAUUGGAGGAUAGACAUCCAUCUGGAAGUAGAACAUUGUCCUUUCCCCUUCCUCAAAGGCCUUCUGAUGAUGAUUCACUUACCCUUGGCCCCCAAGGUGGACUUGCUAGGGGUAUGUCUGUUAGAGGACCGUCUUUGAUCUCAAAUGUUCCCUUGGCUGAAAUUUCUCCCAGUGUUAAUGACCAACGUAGGAUGCCACCAGGUCCAAAUGGUUACAAUAGGACGCCUGAUUGGAUACCUGCCAGCUCAAAAGAAGAAAUGCCAAAACAUAUGCCAGAAAGGUUCUCUGGGGCACCACAUGAUGUAAUGAAUCCUCAAGAUUGUAAUACUUACCAUGGGAGCAGGGACAAGAUUUUGGAUCGUUCUUCUGAUAGGUCUGCAGCAACUAUCCUUCCUGCAGGUCAUGCACAGGGAUCUUUAAGUGGCAGUGCAGGUGCACAUUCUGAAGCAAAACAGUUAUCUGAAGAGGUUCUUUGUGAAAAAUCAAUGUCAGCAAUAAGGGAAUUCUAUAGUGCCAGAGAUGAAGGGGAGGUAUCUCUGUGCAUCAAAGAGCUGAAUUGCCCGAACUUCUAUCCUGCCAUGAUAUCACUGUGGGUCACAGACUCCUUCGAGCGGAAAGACAUGGAGAGGGAUCUCUUGGCUGCACUGCUUGUCAACCUUUGCAAGUCUCAAGAUAGCUUGCUUGAUCAAGUACAACUCAUCCAGGGGUUUGAAUCUGUUCUCACCUCGCUGGAGGAUGCUGUUAAUGAUGCUCCUAGAGCUGCAGAGUUUCUCGGUCGCAUCUUUGCAAAAGUUAUAUUGGAGAAUGUGGUUCCGCUCAGAGAGAUAGGACAGCUUAUCCACCAAGGUGGGGAAGAGCCUGGGCGCUUAUUAGAACUAGGGCUUGCAUCCGAAGUUCUUGGCAGCAUCUUAGAGGUGAUCGAAAUUGAGAAAGGGGAAGCUAUUUUGAAUGAGAUCCGUGUGAGCUCCAAUCUUCAGCUGGAGGAUUUCCGACCGCCGCAUCCAGUCAAGGCAAACAAACUGGGUGCCUUUCUUUAAAGAUGAGGAUUCUUUGUUUUUGGUUAGAUUAUUAUGUAUAGGUCUUUUAGGGUUCUCCCUUUGGAAAUGCUUGUCCUGUAAGGGUUUUUAUUAUAUAUAUACAUAUAUUAAAAAUUUUCCAAUGCCUUGAUACAAUUCACAUCUUCAAUACUGUGAACUAGGUAUCAUCGGAGCAGCUUAGCUUGUGAAUUAGAGUCGGAGAACGUCAGUUUGCUUUGUCCUGGAAAUUGGGGGAUGUAUAAAAUUCUCGCUUGGGGGCUUCGGUUUGCCUUUUGCUA
Phoenix dactylifera (date palm) is the source of this 6517-nucleotide messenger RNA. NCBI's taxonomy places the organism in Eukaryota, Viridiplantae, Streptophyta, Magnoliopsida, Arecales, Arecaceae. The record is from RefSeq and is a predicted model, not a curated record.